CUUCUCUCAAGAUAUGAUGUAUUCCUUUUGAUCCUUUUUUCUCUUUUGGUAUCACUAUUACAUACUAACUAUCUGACGUGUGCUACUUGGACUGGCCUAGAACCUACGUUAGUGCUUUUUAUUGUGCCAUAAGCAGCCUUUUCUGACUUGAGCAAUUCUCUAGGCAUUCAUUCUAGCUCACCUACAUUUUCCCCGACCUGCCUAUUCAGACUACGGGGGUUUCCACUGUAUUUUACACAUCCCACUCACCAGACAUAACACUUCACUCUCAACUUUGACUCGGCUUUAUCAUCAUUUCUCAUAUAGCCCAGCAAAUCGAAUAUGGCUGAUGAACAUACCAUGUCCAACGAGGAGUGGGACGAGGUCGCUCAGGACAUCCCCUCACUCUCCGACCCUUUCCUGCAGCAGUACCUCACAGGCCGGGCAAACCUCAUAAGCCAGGAGAAAAAGUCUCGCUCCGAUGCUUCUUUCAGGGCUUCUCUUUCACCUAUUGCCCAGCGCGCCAGUGAUAUUGUUGACCGCAUUCGUGAUCAAGAGAAUGACACUGUCUGGACCCCUCAAGUCGAGGAAGACCUCGCCCAGGCUGGAAAUGAGUGCAUCUUCCCGGGAAUGAUGUUCAUGCUGGCAAAGGACCGAAUGGAAAAGACAAAUCUCUGGAACAUUGUUCGUCGUAUGCCAAAGGGUGCUCUGCUGCACGCCCAUAUGGAUGCCAUGGUCAACUUUGACUUUCUCUUUGACCAGCUCGUCAAAAUGCCAGGCAUGCACAUAAGCAGCGAUCGACCCCUUAACACAGACGAGUCCAGAGAGGAUGCAACCCCCAACUUUCGAUACAGAAAGCAGGCCGACGCCGAGGCAUCCAUUUGGGAUGAGAGCUACAAGGCCGGCACCUUUGUGCCAUUGAUCAAGGCAGCUGAUGAGUUCCUCCACGGCGGACGAGCAGGUUUCUUCAAGUGGCUCAAGGGAAGAUGUACUCUCUCCGUCACUGACAGCCACGAGCAACAUCAUGGCAUUGAUGCCAUCUGGGUCAAGUUUGCAAAGUGUUUCAUGGUUUGCGCCACGAUCAUUCACUACGAGCCCAUGCUCCGAGUUUUCCUUCGCGAGCUCAUGAAGAACCUCAAAGAUGACGGUGUGAACUGGGCCGAGCUUCGCAUGACGUGGUCACUUAACUAUUGCCGCGAUCAGCAAGAAGAACCUGAGAAGGACUACAACCACCUGUUUGAGGUUAUACGCGAAGAGAUCGACAACUUCAAGAAGUCGCCCGAAGGUGAGGGUUUCUGGGGUCUCACUACCAUCUGGACAUCUCUACGCAGCUGGCCAACUCGUACGAUUGUCGAGAACAUGGACUUCUGCAUCGCCACCAAAAUGGCCUUCCCUGAUCUCAUUGCGGGAUACGAUCUCGUGGGCCCUGAAGAUAUGGGUCGACCCCUAUCUGAUCUCCUCCCCGAGCUGUUUUGGUUUCGCAAGCAGUGCGCUGUGGAGAACGUCAACCUCCCUUUCUUUUUCCACGCCGGAGAGACCCUUGGUGACGGCACCGACACUGAUUCCAACAUAUUUGAUGCCAUCCUGCUAGGAACUCGACGUAUCGGUCACGGAUUCAGUCUCUUCAAGCACCCCCUCCUCAUCGACAUGGUCAAGGAGAAGCGAAUCCUCAUCGAGUCAUGCCCCAUCUCCAACGAAGUCCUCCGCCUGUGUGGCUCCGUGACAGCCCAUCCCCUGCCAGCCCUCCUGGCCCGUGGUGUCGCUUGCAGUCUGUGUAACGAUGAUCCCGCUAUGCUCGGGCAAGACACAGCCGGCAUGUCGCACGACUUCUUCCAGGCCGUCCAAGGAUGGAAGAACCUUGGUCUCGCAGGCCUCGGCAGCCUUGCCGAGAACAGUGUCAGAUGGGCUGCUUUUGAGGACCAGAGCCAGGCUGACUGGAUUGACGACAUCAAGCAGGCCAGUCUGGGCAACAACCUCAAGGCCAAGAGGAUGCAGCAGUGGCAGAUUGAGUGGGAGAAGUUCUGUCUCUGGAUUGUCGAGGAGUUUGGAGACGAGUUUGGUGAUGAGCCAAAGGAAGCUGCCGAGACAAAGGAAAAGGCCAACGAUGCCUAAAGACAUGCUUUUUUUUUUACGACAAGACGAUAGAACGAGACAAAAGAAAAGCGGAAAAGGGGUGCAUAAAGGCGUUGAAUAUUGCGAUUUGAGGCAUGUUCAACACGGACGGGUGAAAAGGAUUCAACCACUGUCUUUGCGGUUUCAGAAAAGUGCCUCGGUCAUAGAAGUCACUGGAUUAGAGCUCACUUUCUACCUAAUUCUCCCAAGGACAGAAA
Messenger RNA from Fusarium graminearum PH-1, 2309 nucleotides. RefSeq lists its product as uncharacterized. The record is from RefSeq and is a predicted model, not a curated record. Gene Ontology annotation, biological process: adenosine catabolic process; inosine biosynthetic process. NCBI's taxonomy places the organism in Eukaryota, Fungi, Ascomycota, Sordariomycetes, Hypocreales, Nectriaceae. The transcript has 2 exons. The coding region runs from base 322 to 2091 and encodes 589 amino acids. Gene Ontology annotation, molecular function: adenosine deaminase activity.